AUGCAACAGGCAGAAGUGAGGGAAGUUGAUGAUGAUGAUUUGACAGGGGAUGACAAUGAUGAUUCUGAUUAUGUGUUCUCUGAUUUGGAUGAUGAUGAUGAUGACAACAUUGAUGAUGUUGACUUGGUUGAUGAGGAUGACUUGGUAGUUUCUGAUGAGAUUCAUGAAAAAAGCAAGACUGAGUUUCUACAAGUAUUUAGGGAUUUUUGCAUUCAAGAAGGCUUUGCUGUCACUGUUGAAAGAGCUGACAGUGCAAGGUACACAGCAUAUUGUCUGGUGCAGUCAUGCAGCUGGAGGAUCCAUGCUACUGGGUUGAAAGAUAAUGUAAGCUGGGUAAUCAAGAGUAUAACUGGGAAGCAUAACACUUGUGGCAGACUUGAAGAAAAUCCAAUGGUGUCUUCUGAGUGGUUGUGUAGACACCUUUUGCAAGACCUUGAGGCAAAUCCAGAGAUACCUGUAGAUGCAUUACAGAAGCUAUGUAUGGAGAGGUACAGGCUCAAUGUGACAAUAAGGUUGUUGUACAAGGUCAGAAGCAUAGCAAGGGAACAGAUUUAUGGUUCUUUUGCUGAGUCAUAUGCCUUAUUGCCAAGGAUAGAUGGUGCACAUUUAUCGGGUUAUUACAAAGGUGUGAUGCUCACUGUUGUUGCCAUUGAUGGUAACAAUGAAAUAUUUGUCGUUGCAUUUGGUGUUGUAGCCUCUGAGAGCAUAGAUAGCUGGACCUAUUUUUUCAGAAACUUAAGGUUGUUGUUUGAAAAAGAGGGAUGUCAGAAGGAUGAUUGGACAUUCAUAAGUGACAGAAUGAGGGGAGUUGAAUCAGCACUUUCUGAGGUCUUUCCUAGGGCCACGAGGAGGAUUUGCUGCCAGCAUUUGUACUCCAACUGCAAGAAUGCAGGUUGGAGUGGAUCAGCCUUUCACAAGCUGUUCUGGAUUGCUGCAGAUGCAUAUAAUGAGUAUGUUUUUGAGAAGGCAAUGUCAAAGAUUAAAAAACAUGAUGCAGCAGCUGAAGAAUACCUAAGAAAUGUUGGUGAGGAAUGGUCUAGGCACUCCUUUGACAACAAAGUUUGUUGUGGCCACAACACAACAAACUUUGUUGAGUCUUUCAAUGCUUGCACAAAAGACAACAGGGACUUGCCUGUUCUCACACUAUUAGAAGCUGUUAGGACAUGGAUAAUGAAAAGAAUGGGAUCAAGGUUUGAUAUGGCGGUUGAUAUGGACCCCAAUUCCCUUACUGAAUAUGCAGAGAACAUUUUGAAGACAAGAAGUGAUGAUUCAAGGUUAUGCCAUGUCACUGUAUGUGGAGGGGGGGUCUGGCAUACCAUGCAAGCAUGGAUUGAGGGUCAUAUACAACCAAAGAUUGAACCCUGCCAAUAUGUGUCUGCAUACUUCAAGGGGGCAGCUUAUAAGGCCACUUAUGCUCACCAUGUCCAUCCAAUGGCUGACCAUACACAAUGGCCUUCAUUCAAUGUCCCUCAAAUCAACCCUCCAACUAUCAAGAGAAGUGCAGGGAGGCCUGCCAAGCAGAGGAAGAGGGGUCCAAGUGAAGCAAGAAAGGGUAAGAGGCAUAAGAACAACAAAUGCAGCAUCUGUAAAGAGUUGGGUCACAAUGUGAAGACUUGCAAAAGUAAGAGCCAAGCUGGAAGUUUAUCUGCAAGCCAACAAGGCAGGGGAAGAAAAGAAAGGCUGCUCAGGAAGCUCUUUCCAACAAGCUGA
Messenger RNA from Beta vulgaris subsp. vulgaris (sugar beet), 1710 nucleotides. RefSeq lists its product as uncharacterized. Gene Ontology annotation, biological process: DNA transposition. Lineage: Eukaryota; Viridiplantae; Streptophyta; Magnoliopsida; Caryophyllales; Amaranthaceae. The record is from RefSeq and is a predicted model, not a curated record. Bases 1 to 1710 code for a protein of 569 amino acids. Gene Ontology annotation, molecular function: DNA binding; zinc ion binding; transposase activity. The transcript is spliced from 6 exons.